GUUUAGAAAGAGAGAGAAAAUUAUUAUUUAUUUCGUUUGACACAUUAUCAUUUUUGUAAAUAUUUACUAGCUAAAGCAUAAAAUUAGUAUAAUUAGAAAAUAAUAUAAACAAUGGUUUUGUGCCAGUAUUAUUUGUCUGGUAAUUGUCGAUUUGGCAAUGCAUGUAAAAAUGAACACUCAAGUGGCCAAGGAACCAAAACACUGGCAAUUGUUGGAGAAGAAAUGCUUUUAGCUGAACGUGGUGGACAAUGGCCCUUGUCAUGUUUUAGUCCAACAAAAGAUCAUGCUUGUAUUCCAGAUAUGAAUGAUGUAUCACCUGAAGAAGUUAGAUGGGAAAUGUAUCAGGCUCAAAAGUCUGGUACUGUUGAUCAAACAAAACUUCAAUUUCAACAAUUAUGUCAAGAAAUGAGUAGAAAAAGAGAAUUUUUAAAAAAUCCAUCAAAUGAACUUCUUGUAAUGUUGGAUAAAAUACACAAAAAUAAUAGAGAAACUGGAUUUUCAAAUAAAUCAUUUACAUCAGCAACAGCUACUAGUCCAUUUGGUGCUACAACAGGAAGUAAUUUUGGUACACCAGCAUCAUCAUCAACAACAACAGCAUCAGGAAUAUUUAGUCGUGGAAUGACAACUAAUACACCAUCUGUUUUUGGUGGACAGCCAUCAUUUGGUGGAGCUCCAGUUUUUUCUACUCAAUCACCAUCAACAAAUUCAAUAUUUGGUGGUGCAGUAAAUUCGACAAAUUCAGUAUUUGGUGGUAAUCAAAAUAUGCCAGGAUUUACUUCAUCAAAUCCACAAUCUUCUUCAUCAAUAUUUGGUGGUAGUACAAGUGGUGUUGUUAGUGGUAGUACAACUGGUACAUCUGUAUUUGGACAGCCCAGUGCAUUUGGUAGUACAGCACAAACUCCACAACAAAAUAUAUUUUCAAAUACACAAACAACAACAUCACCAUUUGGUGGUGUGCCAUCAGCAACUGGUACUUUAUAUGGUGGUGCAACAACAAUAACACCAACACAAUCAGCUGGAUCAAUAUUUGGCUCAUCACAGCCAGCAUUAUCAAAUUCAUCAUCAAUAUUUAGUCAACAAAAGCCAGUAUCAUCAGGAUCGGCAUUUGGUGGUGCGCCAGUAUUUAGUAAUUCAACUACAUUUUCAUCAGCACAACAAAAUCAAGGCUUUGGUGCACAGCCAGCAUUCAAUAUGACAAAUAGUGUUUUUGGAUCAAGCACAACAACAUCAAAUACAUUUGGUGGAUCAGCUGGUAAUACAAAUAGUUUUGCUGCACUUGCAACAACACCACAACAACAAAAUUUAUUUCAAAAUAAUGGACAAAAUACAACAUCACCAUUUGGUAAUGCUGUAUCAUCAACAAUGACAAAUUCUAGUCCAUUUGGUGGAUCAAUUAAUUCAACUUCUACUUUUGGUAAUAAUAAUUUUGGCAAUCAAAGUGUUGAUGUUAAUUCUGGAUUUGGAACAAGUGUAUUUACAAGUGUUUCAUCAAAUCAAGGCUAUGGAAAUGCACCAGCUUAUGCUAGUACACCAAGUACACCAUUUGCUUCUACAACAUCAACAUCAUCAAUCAGUAAUCCAUUUGCUCAAAAUGCUCAACAAAUGUCAGCUGUUCUUGGUGUUACUGCUUCUGGCACAACAUUUGGUGGAAUGUCAGCUGGAUUAGCUAGAGAUAAAAAAAUAUAUACUGAUGACUCUGAACUCACUGAUGAUGAAAAACAAAUGUUCAUGGCAGAACAAUUUAUUCUUGGAAAAAUUCCCAUUAAACCACCGUCAAUUGAACUUUCAGAAUGUAAAUAAGGACAACUUUAUAAUUAAAAAAAAAAGAAAAGUAAUUUUUUUUCGCCGAGGAAGAUUUAAUUUUGAUUUUUGUUGUUUUUG
Aphidius gifuensis is the source of this 1881-nucleotide messenger RNA. Its product is annotated as nucleoporin NUP42-like. Bases 112 to 1800 code for a protein of 562 amino acids. The record is from RefSeq and is a predicted model, not a curated record. The transcript has 5 exons. NCBI's taxonomy places the organism in Eukaryota, Metazoa, Arthropoda, Insecta, Hymenoptera, Braconidae. Gene Ontology annotation, molecular function: metal ion binding.